AGCAAACCGAGACUAAUCUUGGGCCGAGCUUACAAAUAAUCAAUUCUGAAAAUAAAAUCAAUGCUCGAGUUAAAGAAGCUACAGAGGCAAUGCAACAAAGGUUUAUUGAAUCUACCCAGCAAAUAUUAAAAUCUAUCAAGCAACAAAAAGAAGCUGAGUGUAAUCAAAUUCGUUUAGAUAUGUCUCACAAGUCUACAAAAUUAUUCGAACAUACAUUAAAAAAAUAUAUUCGGGAUGGAACUAUAUAUAAUCUUAUUCAUUUAUUAGAAGAAGAAGAUGGAACACUAUAUCUUGACAUAUCUCGCAUU
This is a messenger RNA of Diversispora eburnea, 308 nucleotides long. The record is from the annotation of a GenBank genome assembly. Lineage: Eukaryota; Fungi; Glomeromycota; Glomeromycetes; Diversisporales; Diversisporaceae.